Molecule: messenger RNA, 1891 nt
Organism: Daldinia decipiens
Lineage: Eukaryota; Fungi; Ascomycota; Sordariomycetes; Xylariales; Hypoxylaceae
Exons: 4
Coding region: 458-1690 (410 amino acids)
Source: RefSeq, a predicted model, not a curated record
GCACGGCCCCCCUCUCCAUGAUUUGCAUAGCUCUGCCGACUAUUUUGUCCACUGAAUGGAUCUAGUGAGGUGAUGUGCGUCGAUCCGAUGAGGCGGACAAGACAAAUAGUAUCAAGACGUUCGCGCUUAUAGUCUUCUCUUCAGGAGUGACUUCAAUUAGAGAGGGAUGAAACUACGUUAACGAAGCGCCCUCACUGCUCCUGUUCCCUUGCUACACGGUUGAGCGGAGGUUCUCUCUGAGUAAAGGUAUCAGAGAUUUUAUAAACGAACGUCUUUCUGCGGCGCAACUAUUGCUGCUUGGACCCCAAGAAUAUAAUAUUAUCUUGGCUGCAGAUAACAUCUACCUCGAAUCCCGGACGACUGUCGAAAGUACUGGAUAUCUUAGGUACGAUAUCUAUUAAAUCUAUAAUACUUCGUUACCCGACAUCUCGACCGUAGACGCUCGACCCGUAGACAGAUGUCGCGUAGGAGGCAAGGAAACAUGAUGGCGACGUUCCGAGUCCUGUCGUUCGCAGCCCUUUGGCAUGCAUCGGCUGCGUUACUUGUCGCAGAGGGAUCAACAUGCGAGACGCAAUGCGGUAAUGUACUUGGCUCAACAACAGACGAUAUGAUAGUCUGCGAAGAUUCGGCAUACAGCGUCACAUCAUCAGGCCAAGUCUACCAAACCUGUAUCGGCUGCGAGUCGACGAGUUCCUACACAACACCAAACGGGGCGCAAAAUAAAUCCGACUUACAGUAUAUGCUCUAUAAUAUGCGAUAUGCUGUCAACCUAUGUUUAUUCGAGUCUGGAACAAGCCCGUGCAUCACUUCCUUCGCCUGCGCCAACAUCGAAGAAGCGAUCAAGUACGGCAAUCUUACGUCUGAUAGCUCGAUAUAUGGCUACUGUGACAAGUGGACCGACUAUAAUCUUGAUAAAUGUCACUCUUGCUUAAACUCUUCACCUGACGACAACUAUCUUAGCAACUUUAUAUCGAUUCUGGAUGGCGCCUGCAGACUAAGACUUGAGCCGCCAGCUACCCUUCCCUUGCAGGGUAACAUAUUUUCUACGGACGUCGUGAAUGUAACGGAUCCUACGCCUACAGCCACGUUCUCUCCCCCAGGGAUAAGUGGCCCCUUGGACACCGGUGCUAUUGCUGGUAUUGUCGUUGGUGGCCUUGCCGUUAUUCUUACCAUUGUCGGAUGUGGGAUUAUUGUCAAUGGCAAGCGCCGGAGAAAGGCGUAUCUCCGCCGUCGGGAGCAAAGCACUAAGAACUGGCCCUCGUCCCAAGGAGGUGGUGAGGUGUUCGAGACACCUAUUAGUCAGAAGCCUCUCCGUGGCUGGCAAGACUCGCCCAUCAGCGCAUCAACCCAGACUGCCUUCACACCCUACUUCUCGCCUUACUCUUCUCAAUAUAAUAGCCCCGUCAGUGGGGUUGAAGGCCCUAACAUGGCAUGGCCAAUAGAGAAGUCCGAUAACAUCGGUAUUGCAAUAAGCCCGGACCGUGAGGCCUACUCGCCAUGGAGUGAUAAGAAAGGCAAGGAAAAGGUUGCAAGUGUGAGGGAUGAUAGUAACGAGCUGCAAGAGGGCGUGAACAGUGCUGGCGGUUACGAAAACAGGAUUCAACCCUCGCACGCCUAUAACCCGCCUUUGCUAAACCAUCCCGGCUACGGGAGGCGCAGUACAGGAUCUCAGGAAAGCCCGCGAGAGUAAGAAGGGGUAUGGUAUAGUUACCGCCUAUUAGGUGGUAUCACUAGAUAUGGUGCGGCUUGAAUCUUUUACUCUUAUAAUAUCAGCGAGGAGUUGUGGUGUACGAUGAGAUACCUAAAGGUCGUGUUUGAUGAAUCAUGCUAGAAUUUCCUUGAUCGUCCAGGAAGAUAUGCUAUAAUGUCGGGUUGAGGGGUGGCGGCCUUA